CAUCAUACGGUCAGUCACUAUGUCAACUCUGAGACCGGUAUAGUUUACUCAUUUCUUGUGUUCCGUUAACUGAAACCAUAAUUAUGAAGCGGUCCAUUUUGAUCGUGGCGAUUUUAUUGUCAAUAGCAGCUGCUUAUUAUAUUUAUCUGCCCCUGCCCAGCACUAUAUCAGAGCCAUGGAAACUCAUGUUUAUGGAUUCCAUAUUGCGUGGUGUAAUGCAUCUGAGCUUUUUAGCUCAUGAUCUUGGACUGAGCCGACCUUUUGAUAUUGCAAAGUAUGCUGCAUCAUGGGAUGAAAUAAAGGGUCCACAGUCCAGCCCAGCAAUCCGGGUCACGGACACGUCUUUUGGAGGAGUGCAGGCACAAGUGUUCGAGUCCACAGCAGCAGCAGACCAAGAGCCACGUUUGAAAAGAGGUGUGGUCUAUUUCCAUGGAGGUGGAUGGACACUCGGCAGUGGAAAGAUGCGAACAUAUUAUUUUCAGUGCUGGUCUAUGGCUGAACAGCUGGAUGGAGUUGUAAUAUCAAUUGAGUACACGCUGGCCCCGGAGGCACGUUUCCCAGAUCAGUAUAAUGAAGCCAUUCAGGCCUCGAAACACAUCCUGACAGUCGAGGUGUUGAGUCGGUACUCUAUAGACCCGAAAAGAGUGGCCGUGUCAGGUGACAGCGCCGGUGCCAAUCUAGCCGCUGCUGUGGCGCAACAGAUGGCUUUGGACAACAGCGCUCCUAUUAAGUUCAAAGUUCAGGCCCUUCUCUACCCCACGCUUCAGGCCUUAGACUUUAACACCCCCUCGUACCAGCAGAACGGCCACAUUCCCAUCCUGCACCGUCCUCUCAUGGCUCGCUUUUGGCUGGAGUACCUCAACGGGGAUCCAAAUCUUGUUACGUCUUUGCUGGCAAACAACCAUGCAACUCCAGCUCCAAGCCAGGAGAUAGUAGCGGCCAAAGUCAAGACCAACUGGACGAAGCUUCUUCCGGUGGCCUUUCAGAAAAACUAUAAACCCAUAGUUCCGCUUCACGGCGACCCAAAGCUCCUGGAGAAGCUGCCAGGCCUCCUGGAUGUGAGAGCGGCACCUUUACUAGCCGAAACGAAAGUGCUGAAGGCCGUGCCACCCGCUUACAUCAUGACCUGUGAACAUGACGUACUAAGAGACGACGGGCUCAUGUACGCCACACGACUGAAAGAGGCCGGAGUGGAUGUCACCGUCGAUCACUAUGAAGAUGGGUUUCAUGGAUGCCUUAGUUUCGCUUUUGGCCCCUUUCGGUUUUCUGUAGGGUUUCGAAGUUUUAGAAACUACACACACUGGCUUAAAGAAAACCUCUAGUAGAUUUUGAUUUCAAAUAUUCACCACUAAUGGUUUUUAGACUUAAAAUGCUACGCAACAUGUCAAUGCAAUAGAUUACGAAUGGGGAGAAAAGCACACUGAUCAGGCACAAAACUACUGAAACAGUGUUUCAGUAACAGUACACAAUUGUUUUAGUAGCAGUGGUCUUGUAGUACACAUGAUGCCACAUAAUACAGGAUAAUCCAGAUUAUACAAAGGUUUUUUGAGGUUUUUUGAACGUGAAUCCUUCUCUGUUAAUUCUUAAGUCUCAUAGAAAUUGUUUUUUUCUGAUUAAAUAAUAGUGAUUACUGUAAUACUGAAAAUGUCCAAAAAAAAAGAAAUAUAAAUAUAAAAAAAGAAAAUAUAUAUUUAUAAAAGUAUUAAAAAUGACCAGUUAGAAUGUAAUUUUGUAUGAAUAUACAAGUUUAUGGUGUUUAUAAAUUAAUCCGAAGAGAAUGACCCAAAAAAUAAAAAAUAUAUAUAAAUUUUUAUUAAAACUAUAAUCCUAUAUAUAAGAAUUGAAGUCAAAAGCUUGCAAAAUGUUAAUUAUUUUAUCAACAUAAGAGGGAUCAUACAAAAUGCAUGUUAUUUUUAUGUAGUACUUACCUGAAUAACAGUUUUUCACAUAAAAGAUGUUUACAUAUA
Messenger RNA from Labeo rohita (rohu), 1967 nucleotides. RefSeq names its product neutral cholesterol ester hydrolase 1-like. Gene Ontology annotation, cellular component: membrane. The coding region runs from base 84 to 1322 and encodes 412 amino acids. NCBI's taxonomy places the organism in Eukaryota, Metazoa, Chordata, Actinopteri, Cypriniformes, Cyprinidae. The record is from RefSeq and is a predicted model, not a curated record. The transcript has 5 exons. Gene Ontology annotation, molecular function: carboxylic ester hydrolase activity.